GACAUCACUUCCCUGGACUGGGUCGGAAUAUCAUCCGAGUUCAAUUUCUGUGUCCCUGCUGACAUCGACAAAUUUGCGCCAUGCACGCUGCCAUCUCUAUCUGAAGAUCGGAUACAGACGUUCGCUGCGAAAUGCCGCAGUCGUGCAGUUGGCUUGUUGGGCUAAAGGACCGCAGAAUCCUACAGAGACUCCAUGUGCGCAUCGUUUUUCAUGAUGUUGGAGUCGCUAUCAAGGAUGUGAUCUUUCUGGCCAACAAACUGAGUUGCUUGUCUGGCGGACUGAAGGCCCUAUCUUAUUUGCAUAAAGCAGGUUGGAUCCAUUCCGAUUUCAGCCUCGGGAACGUGAAAUGGGCCGUCGGUGACAACGGGGGUAUUAGCUAACUGGUCGACUUCGAGUACGCGAAAGAGAUGGAUUCAAACACUUCUCAUGAUGUUCGAACGGGAACAAUGCAUCUCAUGGCGAUAGAAGUAGAAUAUUAUUAUUAUUAUU
Molecule: messenger RNA, 489 nt
Organism: Suillus discolor
Lineage: Eukaryota; Fungi; Basidiomycota; Agaricomycetes; Boletales; Suillaceae
Exons: 3
Source: RefSeq, a predicted model, not a curated record